GCACCUAAACUCACUGGACUCCUAAAUCCUAAUCUCAAACAACAAUGGAGUACAGACUCUGAAGAAUACUCGAAAGACUCGAGAAAUUGCAGAAAAUUCAAUGGAUAGAUCAGUGAGAGAUAGUUAGCUAAAAUACAUAUUUCUGCGAGAAAAAAAUUAGAAAAAUUUUAUCAAAAAAUCGGGAAUCAUGCCGAUGUUUAAAACCCCAUUUAACGGAUACUCAGUGAAAUUCAGUCCAUUCUAUGAACACAGAUUAGCAGUAGCCACAUCACAAAACUUCGGCAUACUCGGUAAUGGAAGAAUUCAUGUUCUUGAUAUAAAUCCAUCCGGAGGUCCAAUGGCAGAGAUAUCAUCAUUCGAAACAGCCGAUGGUGUUUACGAUGUUACAUGGUCUGAAGAGAAUGAAAAUCUACUCGUUGCUGCAAUCGCCGAUGGUUCUGUGAAAUUAUACGAUUUAGCUUUACCACCAGCAGGUAAUCCAAUUCGAUCAUUAUCUGAACAUACUCGUGAAGUUCAUUCUGUUGAUUGGAAUCCAGUUCGUCGCGAUUCGUUUAUUACGAGUUCCUGGGACGAUACGAUUAAAUUAUGGACUGUUGAUCGUCCGACGAGUGUGAGGACGUUUAAAGAACAUGCUUAUUGUGUUUAUCAAUCUGUGUGGAACCCUAGACAUGCUGAUAUAUUUUGUUCUGCUUCCGGGGAUUGUACUGUUAGGGUUUGGGAUGUGAGGGAGCCUGUUUCGACUAUGAUACUGCCUGCUCAUGAAUUUGAGGUUUUGUCUUGUGACUGGAAUAAGUAUGAUGAUUGUUUGAUAGUUACGGCUUCGGUUGAUAAGUCGAUUAAAGUUUGGGAUGUGAGGAAUUUUAGGGUUCCGAUUACUGUGUUGAAUGGGCAUAGUUAUGCGGUUAGGAAAGUUAAAUUCUCGCCCCAUAGGCAGAGUUUGAUCGCCUCGUGUUCGUAUGAUAUGACGGUUUGUUUGUGGGAUUAUCAAGUUGAAGAUUCGCUUGUUGGGAGAUAUGAUCAUCAUACUGAAUUUGCCGUUGGUGUUGAUAUGAGUGUGCUUGUCGAAGGUUUACUUGCUAGUACCGGUUGGGACGAGAUGGUUUAUGUAUGGCCGCAUGGGACUGAUCCAAGAGCACCGUGAAGAAAUUUUCACAGUACAAGGAGAAAUGGGGCAAAUGUAUCUGGUAUGUUUUUCUUUUCUUUUUGUGUUUGUGUUUGUGAAAGUAUGAAUAAAUGACUAAAUCUAAUUAGAUGAGAAAGAUAAACCCUUAAUAAGACUGGGAUUUUGUAAUUCUUAUUUUUCCUAAUGGGGUUUACUUCAGUUUAGUGUGUGUA
This is a messenger RNA of Papaver somniferum (opium poppy), 1335 nucleotides long. Its product is annotated as peroxisome biogenesis protein 7-like. Gene Ontology annotation, molecular function: protein binding. NCBI's taxonomy places the organism in Eukaryota, Viridiplantae, Streptophyta, Magnoliopsida, Ranunculales, Papaveraceae. Gene Ontology annotation, cellular component: cytosol; peroxisomal matrix. The coding region runs from base 188 to 1141 and encodes 317 amino acids. The transcript has a single exon. Gene Ontology annotation, biological process: protein import into peroxisome matrix. The record is from RefSeq and is a predicted model, not a curated record.